Molecule: messenger RNA, 2525 nt
Organism: Paramisgurnus dabryanus
Lineage: Eukaryota; Metazoa; Chordata; Actinopteri; Cypriniformes; Cobitidae
Product: interferon-induced protein with tetratricopeptide repeats 5-like
Biological process (GO): defense response to virus
Cellular component (GO): cytosol
Molecular function (GO): protein binding
Source: RefSeq, a predicted model, not a curated record
ACAGUGGAUAACUCUCUUAGUACGGAACUGGACAAGCUGGAAUGUCACUUUACUUGGGAUAUGAAUAAAAGAGACACAAACCUCACAGAUCUUUUAACAAGACUGGAGCAGCAUCGUGACUUAAAUCUGGGUGAUAAGGCAGGGACCGCACACACACACAACUCUUUGGCACACAUUAAGUAUCUGUUUGGAUAUUAUGAAGAAGCCCUAACAAACUUGAAGAAAUCUGUGGAGCUCACUAAAGAUUUUUAUGGGGACAACUGUGAUGAGAAGCUCAUUGUUACUUAUGGUAAUUUUGCCUGGUUACACUUUCACAUGAAACAGUAUGCUGAAUGCCAAAGUUACCUGGAAAAACUGAAGGAGAUCGAAGAAAAAAACCCACGCGUCUCUACUUCUGCUCUUCAUCCUGAAGUACUUGGUGAGAAGGCCUGGGCCUUGUUUAAAUUUUCACGCAAAUACUACAGCAGAGCUCAGGAUUGUUUUAAAAAGGCAUUGGAGUUGGAGCCAGAAGAUGGUGAGUGUAACGCUGGUUAUGCUAUUGUCCUAUACAGGACAGAAACUAAAUGUGUGAGUCCGGAGGAUUCAUCUGCCUUAAAACAACUGAGACGGGCGAUAGAAACAAACCCUGAUAAUGAUGAACUGAAGCUUCUUUUAGCUCUGAAACUCGCUGAAUUUAAGCUGUUUGAUGAGGCUGAGGAUCUGGUGGAAAGGGCUCUUGAGAUGUCUCCAGAUAGUCCGCAUGUGAUUCGAUAUGUGGGAAAAUACAUGAGAAACUAUGGGUCUUUAGACCGGUCCAUUAGCCUGUUAAAAAGAGCAUUGGAUGUUUCUCCAAAUUCAGCAUUCAUACACCAUCAGUUGGCUCUUUGCUAUAAACAGAUAAAAGAAAAAUUCAGGGAGCAUCCUAAAAGUCAGACAUUUCGUAAUUUAAGCAUCUCACAUUUUGAAAAGGCUAUCACUCUAAAGAGUGACUUUAUUCUUGCAAUGGCACAACUGGCAAUUCUCUACGGUGAGGACGGACAAAUCCAUCGGGCUGAAGUAGUGUUUGAAACAGCCUUGGAUAAAACAGCUCAGCAGAAAAAUGAGGGAGUUCAAGCACUUUACUUGUAUUAUGGGGAGUUCCUGCAGUACAGAAAAAGAGAUAAACAUCAGGCCAUCAAAUACUAUAAAGAUUGCUUGAAAAUGAAUCCAGGUACUCUAGAUGGGAAGAAAAGUGCUAAGAAUCUGAGGAAGAUUGCUAACAAGCGUUUAUCUUAUAACAUAAAUGACACAAUGGCUUUAGGGAUACUUGAAUUUAUUGAGCAGGUAACAGGUGAGAAACAAUUCACUGCUUGUGAGCAUCCUCUGGAAUCUACAAGCAAACAUGAGUAGUACACAAUCUAUAAUGUAUCAGGAGGCAUACUUAACAAAUUAAUAUUAGUUGCUAUUUACAGCUCAUUACAAUAACAAUCAUCAAAAGUCAGCUUAGUUUUUCUCUAUAAAUCAGUACUGCCUAAACUUUCAAAGCAGCUUUACAGUAAAUCAUGUUUGUCUUUAACUAUGAAUUAAAGGUGCAUUGUGUAACUUUUUUAGAUCUCUUGACAGAAAUGCAAUGUUAUAUAUGUAACUGUAUUAUCAGUGCUGUAUAAAGACCUUACAUAAUGAACUGUAUUGUUUUAUUACCUCAGAAUGAGCCGUUUUUAUUUACAUACACCGCGGAUCUCCUAACAUGGAAGUCAUCGGCAUGUUUGUACAGUAGCCCUAAACGGACAAACUGGUCUACAGAGUACAUUGUCUAAUGCCUUGUUUAUACUUGACGCAUCUCCAUGAGGACGUUGGUGUGCGGCAAAAAUUAUGUAAACAUGGAGUAGGCGACAUAUUUAAGAGAUUGUUGUUUUAUUUUUGUUCUCAUAUUUAUAUAUCAAGCUCUGAUGUACCAGGGUUGACUUCUGUUCUUUACUUUUUGUUGGUUUUGGACUCGAUUGCCCAAGCUGGCCCCUGUCUUUUCCAAAGAAUUUGGAAGUAUAUAAACAAAGCUUAAGAUGCCAUGUUUGUCCUGUGGCGGCUACACAUGUGUUUUGAAAUUGAGGGGUGAACUGUUGUUUGCAAUUCGCAAUCUCAUCACUAGAUGCCGCUAAAAUGUAUAGACACCACCUUUAAAUUAUACAUUAAAUUAUACACUCAUUAAAAUCACUCCCAAUUUGAAGUGAGCCAGGGUCCUUACCAGUGCCCGAAACUGUACACGAUACUGAUUCACUACCUCCAGAACUAUAGGGAGCUGAUUGAGAUGUUAUGUCUGAAGGAAACCAGGCAUUGUUCAUCACAUGCACAAUUUCACCCCAACAGCAAAGCAUUUUGAUGUUGGGGUGUUUUUCAGCAGCAGGAACUAGUAAGAAACUUUUUUGUUAUUGCAUGGCACAACAGUAUUGUGGUAAAUGACUGCCUGGCACCUGUUGUCUCACUAGUAACAAAAUAACAUUAGGCUACAAAAUAAUCCAGAACUUUGUUUUUGUCAUUUAUAAAUCAAGCAAACAAAAACACCUCUAAAC